AUGUCUAAAAGCUCCCGAGUCCUGUCUGGUGCACGCGCGCUGCGUACCGGACAACCAUCUAUUACUACAGGCAGUCUAGCUUUAGGCGGCGCUCUGUUGUUCGGCGGCACGGCUUACUUCUCAUACCGUUACGCGAAAGCACACGUUGCUUUGCGCGAUGAGGAGGCCUCCGUGGGCCAUGCUUCCAGCUUCCGUGUUUUUGACAAAAUUGCCGACAAGUAUGAUGAGGCCAUCGGGCAAGAGGAGGCGGCUCUUUGGUACGGAAUGAUGCGGCGCUGGCUACUCCGCGAGGCAAAAGGGGAAGUCCUAGAAGUCUCUGUUGGGACGGGCCGUAAUUUCCAGUACUAUAACCUAGACAACCGGGACAUCAAGUCGCUUACCUUCACUGACCUGAGCCCCCAGAUGCUGCUGCGAGCAGAAGACAAGUUCUUCGACGAGCUUCACCUGGGUCACAAGCACCCUCAUGUCCGGACGAAGUUCUGCCUCGCCGACGCGCAUUGCCUAGUGGACAGCAGCUCGGGCAACGCGCCGCCGAAAGCUUCUAAUGAAGACGGGACUUGGGAGACGGCGGGCACCAGGGAAAGGCCGACGUGGUGGACGUACUGGAGGCGGCGACGGCCAGAACCUGCAGAACCUGGCAGCUCAGGGGUGGUGGCCAGCGAGGCGGUUGAGGUCAGUGGCUCGGUCACUGAGGACGCUAGGGACGCGAGGGACUCGGAGGUUCUGGAGCCCGAACUCAAGGAAAUGCCUGGCUUGCACGCUAGGGGCUUGUUAAACUUUUUCCGCAUUCUGAUGCCCCCUUCUACUGAGCCGGAACCAGCGGCGUCGGCUCCGGGGGGCGACGCUUCAGAACACCCAGUGACAACAAGCAACCGUCCAACGGUUGAAUCCAGAAGAAUGUCGUCCGUGGUGCAAGGGCCGUCUCACGAGGGGUGCAGCUGUGGAGACGCAUCUCGAGCAUGCAGCUAUGCACAGCGGUGCACCUCAGGGAAAUUGGAGUCCGGGGCUCAGUUGCAUCGCUUUGCACCUGGCCAAUUUGACACAGUCGUGGACACCUUUGGACUUUGCUCGCAUGAGGAUCCCGUCCAG
Messenger RNA from Volvox carteri f. nagariensis, 1089 nucleotides. RefSeq lists its product as uncharacterized. The record is from RefSeq and is a predicted model, not a curated record. The transcript has 6 exons. The annotation marks the transcript as partial. NCBI's taxonomy places the organism in Eukaryota, Viridiplantae, Chlorophyta, Chlorophyceae, Chlamydomonadales, Volvocaceae.